Molecule: messenger RNA, 2461 nt
Organism: Vicia villosa (hairy vetch)
Lineage: Eukaryota; Viridiplantae; Streptophyta; Magnoliopsida; Fabales; Fabaceae
Product: probable sulfate transporter 3.3
Exons: 12
Coding region: 259-2217 (652 amino acids)
Biological process (GO): transmembrane transport
Cellular component (GO): membrane
Molecular function (GO): secondary active sulfate transmembrane transporter activity
Source: RefSeq, a predicted model, not a curated record
UAUCACCACCGUAUAGUUUCUGAUUUCUGAAAUCUGAAAUCAUACAUCUUUAUUGUUCUGAUGCUUUUGUCCUCUAGUUAACAUAGGUAUAGUAUAGUCUUGUCUUGUUUUAUAGCGGUUUUAUAGAUAUGUUGAAUACCAAAACUCCAACAUAAAAACCAAUCACCUCACCACCAUAACCAUUGCAUCAAACAACCUUAGCUUCUACUAUAUAACACCAAACACAUUCCACAACUUCCACACUCUCUUCUCUAUUCAAUGGAUCCUAACACCUUACAUUCUUCACACUCACAUUGUGUGCAACUGGAAAUUCACCAAGUUGUUCCACCACCUCACAAAACCACUUUACACAAACUCAAACUUAGGCUCAAAGAAACUUUUUUCCCUGAUGAUCCCAUGCGCCAGUUCAAAGGAAAAUCUCCUAAGACAAAACUUAUCUUAGGAGCGAAAUACAUGUUCCCGGUUCUUCAAUGGGGCGCGAAUUAUAAUUUGAAACUCUUCAAAUCCGAUCUUGUUUCCGGCCUUACUAUUGCUAGCUUGGCCAUACCGCAGGGAAUCAGUUAUGCUAAGCUUGCCAAUCUUCCUCCAAUAGUCGGACUAUAUUCUAGUUUUGUUCCUCCACUUAUUUAUGCUGUUCUUGGAAGCUCAAGGGAUCUAGCAGUAGGGCCUGUUUCAAUUGCGUCGCUUGUUUUAGGAUCUAUGCUUCGACAAGAAGUGUCACCUUCUGGUGAACCUGUUCUGUUUCUUCAACUUGCUCUUACUUCAACCUUUUUUGCUGGUCUAUUUCAAGCUUCACUAGGAAUUCUAAGGUUAGGAUUUAUUAUUGAUUUUUUAUCUAAAGCAAUCCUGAUUGGAUUCAUGGCUGGAGCUGCUAUAAUUGUGUCUUUGCAACAACUUAAGAGCUUACUUGGAAUCACACACUUUACUAAAGAGAUGGGUCUUGUUCCUGUUAUGACUUCUGUUUUUCAAAAUAUACAUGAGUGGUCAUGGCAAACAAUAGUGAUGGGAAUUUGCUUCUUGGUGAUACUACUCAUAGCAAGACACGUUAGCAUAAGGAAACCAAAACUAUUCUGGGUGUCUGCUGGAGCUCCUCUUAUGUGUGUCAUCAUCUCUACUCUUCUGGCUUUUGCUAUCCAGGCUCAAAAUCAUGGCAUCAGUGUAAUUGGAAAAUUACAAGCAGGAAUAAAUCCUUCUUCAUGGAAUAUGUUGAAAUUUCAUGGAAGCCACCUUGGUCUAGUUAUGAAAACAGGGCUUAUCACUGGCAUUUUGUCGCUAACUGAAGGUAUUGCAGUAGGAAGAACAUUUGCAGCUCUGGGAAAUUACAAAGUAGAUGGAAAUAAGGAAAUGAUGGCAAUCGGGUUUAUGAAUGUGGUUGGCUCUUUCACUUCCUGCUAUGUCACUACAGGUGCUUUCUCUCGUUCAGCUGUUAAUAACAAUGCCGGAGCAAAAACAGCAGCUUCAAACAUAGUAAUGUCUGUGACAGUGAUGGUGACACUCCUUUUUCUUAUGCCAUUGUUCCAGUACACACCUAAUGUUGUAUUGGGUGCAAUCAUAGUCACGGCGGUGAUUGGCCUUGUUGAUAUCCCUGCUGCUUGUCACAUUUGGAAGAUGGACAAGUUCGACUUCCUUGUGAUGUUAACUGCUUUCUUGGGUGUUGUUUUCAUCUCAGUCCAGGAAGGCCUUGCUGUUGCAGUUGGAUUAUCGACUUUUAGGUUACUCCUGCAAAUUACGAGGCCUAAAACAGUAAUGAUGGGGAAUAUACCAGGGACAGACAUAUAUAGAAAUCUUCAUCAAUACAUGGAAGCUAAAAGAAUACCGGGCUUUCUUAUUUUGAGCAUCGAGGCUCCCAUCAAUUUUGCGAACAUCACAUAUCUCAAUGACAGGACAAUGCGAUGGAUUGAAGAGGAAGAUAACGAAAAGGAACACUCGAGCCUUCGAUACUUAAUCCUAGAUAUGUCAGCUGUGAGCGCCAUUGACACAAGCGGAAUCUCACUUUUCAAGGAAUUAAAGGCAACAAUGGAAAAGAAGGGCAUUGAGCUUGUGUUGGUGAAUCCACUGGCUGAGGUCAUAGAAAAGUUGAAAAAAGCAGAUCACGCUAAUAAUUUCAUUCGAGCAGACAGCCUUUUCUUGACAGUUGGAGAGGCUGUUGCUUCACUUUCAUCAACAAUGAAGAGUCAAACAACCACGACAGAAGAAACACAAAACCGUGCCACGUAACUGAUUAGUUAAUCAAGAUUGCAGGAUAAAUAUGCUGAGAUAAAAAUGUAGACACCGCAGAAACAGACCGCAUAGAAUUUGUAUCAAAUCAAUUAUUGUAACAUUCUACACUAUACAGUUUAAACGUUUAAAGUGAAAUAUAAUUUCAACAGUUGUGCUGCGGCUUAUUAGAUAUAUGCCUCAGAAUUUUUGUUUAUAAUGCAACAACUUGGUGCUUUUCAAUUCAAGCAUUCGCGUUGAUUUA